This is a messenger RNA of Anisakis simplex (herring worm), 996 nucleotides long. NCBI's taxonomy places the organism in Eukaryota, Metazoa, Nematoda, Chromadorea, Rhabditida, Anisakidae. The record is from the annotation of a GenBank genome assembly.
AUAAAUAAUAAAAUGAUCGUGGAAACGGCAAUUAAGUUAUUAACGGAUUCAUUGUUGAAUUGUACAGAUGGACCUUUCGUAGUGCCUUCGGCGGAUAUCGAUCGAUUAUACGUGAUAAUAAUAGUGAUCGCAACAAUCACCUCAUUGAUAACGUUAUCGUUGGGUAUAUUACAUUUGGUGUAUGUGUCCUUUUACGUGACACAUCGAUAUCGAAGGGCAUUCAUUAUUUAUCUGGCGGGGACGGCGCCGUUCGUUUCGAUAUUUUCGCUAAUCGCAAUGUAUAUGCCACGUGUAUGGUUUUUAUCGCAUCUGCUUAGCUUUUUUUAUUUUUCGAUCGCGUUAUGGAUAAUAAUUUGUUUAUUGAUGAAUAUUUUCGAAGGGCGUCAAAAAAUGAUUAAAAAAAUCCAAAAUGAAUGCACACGAAUCAUUGUGCAGACACCGCCGUUCUGUUGCGUGUUCCCGUGCCUGCCGAAACCGAGUUUGGAGCAAAAACGGAUACGUUUCUGUGAGCUAAUGGUAUUUCAAGCGCCGUGCGUGCGAUUAUUAUUUACGGUGUUGAGUUUGAUUUUGUAUUUUGAGUAUCAGAAUGGAGCUUUCAUUGCAUUGAAAAUGUUGGAUUUUGUAUCAUUACCGUCCUUAUUAAUUGGCAUCUAUGGAACGCAUAUUUUGGUGACGACUGUUUCGAGUUUGGAUGAACUGAUGCCAUACAGAUAUACGUACGUGUUCAGAAUGUUAGACUUUUAUUUUAUGUUCUUUGGAAUUCAACAUCCAAUAUUCGAUUUCAUGGCGCGCGCGGGCGUGUUCGCGUGCGGCACCGUGAUGCCGCCUCUCGAGACCGCUUUUUUUUGGAAGAAUUUCGUGAUAGUGUUGGAGUCGUUCUUGGUGUCGCUGAUAUCGACAGCGCUAUUGAAACCCUCGCAGAGCGCUCUCUUUGAUAAGUAUCCAUCGUGUCCGAGUGUCUCAUCUUCUAUUGUUACACAACAGACUUCCGCGUAA